UCUUUUUAGCCCUCCCAUCUCGGCGUCAGAAACCAAAGGAGCCUAUUAGAAGACCAAGCUUAAGACCAGUAGUUGGCGCUCUGCUUUGAGCUUUGGCUGAAACUGAAAGAAUGGCGGAAGGUGGAGUGCGAAGCAGAGUAGAAUAGAAGAAGAAGAAGAAGAAGAAGAAGAGGAAGAAGAAAAGGAAGAAGUGGAGACGGAGGCGGAAGGGAAGAGCUAUGUCAUUCUUGACCUCCUGCAUUGACGGGGUGGAGGAUUUCCUGAUCAUAUGCGGCCUGGUCCUGACGCAGCUCGUCUAUGGAUCGUUUUCGGUGUUCAUGGGCAAGCUGCUGGCCAUGGGCCUCGACCCCCUCUUCAUUGUCAUCACCGGUAGCCUCGUCACCGCCAUUCUGCUCUCCCCAUUUGCUUUCUUCAUGGAGAGGGGCAAGAGGCCGUCCAAGCUCAGCCUGCGGCUACUAAUCCAAUUUUUCUUCAUUGCAGUUGGUGGUGUCACAGUAUUUCAAGUCCUCUUGUUGGUGGGCAUCAAGAAAACUUCCCCUGCUAUUGCUUCUGCCAUGCCCAAUUUGGCUCCUGGCCUCAUCUUUGUAAUUGCAGGGUUUCUUGGACUGGAGAAAGUGGAUCUGAAGUGCAGGUAUAGUUGGGCCAAGAUCAUGGGGACGCUGAUCUGCCUGGGCGGUGCAGUUGGGAUGAGCUUCUUGCAGCAUGGCGCGCCCGCAACAGGCUUGGCCGGCGACGACGGCCUGGUUGGCUGCAUGUACCUCCUCACCGCCGUCUUUGUGCUCUCUUGCGUCAUGAUCCUACAAGCUGCGACUUUGAUACACUACCCAGCUCAUCUGUCUCUGGUUGCCAUCACAUCACUUAUGGGCUCAAUCUUCACAGCAGUAUUCCAACUGGUGAAAGAGCACAAACUGGAUGUUGGUGACUCCAAUCUCACACCCAUUUACCUCCUUGGGCUCGCUAUGGCGGGGGGUCUUGUGAAUGGGGUCUGCUUCAGUAUCCAGACAUGGUCGGUCAAGAAAAGAGGCCCAGUCAUGGUCUCCCUGUUUAGCCCAGUCGGAACGGUGUGCUCGGCUGUGCUGUCGGCUCUCAUACUCGGAGAUUCUUUGCGUUUGGGAAGCAUCUGUGGGAUGGCUCUUAUAUUUGUGGGCCUUUACUUUGUGUUAUGGGCCAAGAAGAAAGAAGGGUAUUCGCUUCCUGAAGAUGAUGAAACCUUUCUACUUGAGAGCCAGCAACAGGUUAAGCCAUUGCUAAGUUGAACUGCUCAUGACGCCUGUGCUGCGCCUGUUAAAAAGAAGAGAGGGAUAAUGCUUGUGGAUGGUAGCUUCAGUUUAUUUGUCAUGAGUAUAUCAUAGUUCCUGUAUAUAUAUAUAUAUAUAGAGAGAGAUGGAUUAUGUCAUCCGGUGGAGGGGCUGAUCUUCAUGUAAAGCCUUGAAGAUGACUACAAGCGUAUGAUUAUUAUCUCAUGUACAUAAUAAAUUAUUGCUUGGAUCUUAAGAUUACAAAGCCACGAGCUGGCUGGUUAUUAAUUUA
This is a messenger RNA of Nymphaea colorata (pocket water lily), 1530 nucleotides long. RefSeq names its product WAT1-related protein At5g47470. The transcript is spliced from 7 exons. The record is from RefSeq and is a predicted model, not a curated record. Gene Ontology annotation, cellular component: plasma membrane. Lineage: Eukaryota; Viridiplantae; Streptophyta; Magnoliopsida; Nymphaeales; Nymphaeaceae. Gene Ontology annotation, molecular function: transmembrane transporter activity. Bases 219 to 1256 code for a protein of 345 amino acids.